Molecule: messenger RNA, 828 nt
Organism: Phymastichus coffea
Lineage: Eukaryota; Metazoa; Arthropoda; Insecta; Hymenoptera; Eulophidae
Exons: 3
Coding region: 1-828 (275 amino acids)
Biological process (GO): DNA repair; telomere maintenance
Molecular function (GO): DNA helicase activity
Source: RefSeq, a predicted model, not a curated record
AUGGCAUUAAAGCAUGCUAUUGAAAUUAUCGAUACAACUUUGCGUGAUAUUAUGGAUGACGACUAUCCAUUCAAUGGUAAAAUUGUAAUUAAAGGUGGAGAUUUUGAACAACCACUUCUAGUUCAAGUAGGGACUAUGACAUCAGAGGUAGUUGAUUCAUCAGUAAAUUACAGUAUAUUUUCGACAUAUUUAAAAAAAUUUUCAUUGAAAAAAAUGAGAGCUUUAGGUGAACAAAUAGAAUUUUCGAAAUUUCUACUGAAUUUCAAUUCAUUUUAUCUGUACCAAAUAUUAUUGUUGAAGAAACUUACGAAGAAGUUUUUAAAAGAAAACAAUAUAUAUAAGCAAUUAAUUAUACUAUUUUAUCAACAAGAAAUACUGAUGGAAAUGAAAUUAAUGAAAAAGUGGUCAAUUUAUUGGAUCCUUCUAUUGAAAAAAUUUAUAAGUAUAGAUAUUAUAGAUAACUGCGAUAAUGAAGGUUUCAAUCAAAUUGUAGCAACAGAAGAUUUAAAUAAUCUUAAUCCUCCAUCAAUUCCGCAGUAUCAGUUAAAAAUAAAUAGUAUUAUGAAAGACAGUGAAGGUCUUUUCAAUGCCACAAGACUAUUAAUAUUAGAUUUAUAUGAUAAUGUAUUAAAAUUCAAAGUAAUAACUGGUGAUAAAAAAGGAGAAAUUGUAUUUAUAAAUAGGAUUACUUUGUAUUCUUUAGAAAAUGAAUACCCAUUUAUUUUUAAAAGACGUCAAUUACCAGUAAAAUUAGCAUUUACCAUGACAAUACGGGCCGUCUUUGUACAAGGGCCUACGAGGCUCGGACCUAGGGCCCCGACACAUUAA